Penicillium samsonianum is the source of this 1659-nucleotide messenger RNA. RefSeq lists its product as uncharacterized. Gene Ontology annotation, biological process: lipid metabolic process. Gene Ontology annotation, molecular function: oxidoreductase activity, acting on paired donors, with oxidation of a pair of donors resulting in the reduction of molecular oxygen to two molecules of water. The transcript has a single exon. Gene Ontology annotation, cellular component: membrane. The record is from RefSeq and is a predicted model, not a curated record. Lineage: Eukaryota; Fungi; Ascomycota; Eurotiomycetes; Eurotiales; Aspergillaceae. Bases 1 to 1659 code for a protein of 552 amino acids.
AUGGCGCCGGUCAUGUCACGCACAAACAGAAUGUGGUCUCGGAGAGAAAUCGAGGGAUUGAUAGCAGAUGGGCGAAAGAUAAUCAUAUUUCGUGGUCAGGUACUGAAGGCCGACGCGUGGAUACCAUAUCACCCAGGUGGUGAUAAAUCAAUAUUGCACAUGGUCGGUCGGGAUGGGACGGACGAAAUCACAGCAUUGCACUCAGAGGAAGCACAAACAUAUAUGCAAAAAUAUGUGAUAGGAAGAGUACAUGGAAGAUGGGAAAAUCUCUUGCCUCCGAUACAGGGAGGAAUAUUCAGAACGCUGGUAUCGAAGGACGAGGACGAAGCCGAAGAUGUCAGCUCAUCUGGACAAUCGACACCACCAUCACUCGUCUUUGAUACUGAAGAAACAGGAGACGAAGUUCGUCUGAGGCGUAUAGGCAAUGAUACACCUAUUUCUCAAGCUUCAUUAUCAGAGCCAGAAUCGGAGCUAUUCAAAUCUGCGGAAGCGUCAACAGCUCACGCGAUAUCAUCAGACUUUUCAAAAUAUCCUCGUCUUGAUCAAAUGUCACAAGAUGAGGUCAUCUCGAAGUACCGUCACCUCGAUGAAAAAUUGCGAUCCGAGGGACUCUACCAGUGCCCAUAUAGCUCCUACGCUGUCGAAUUUAUCCGAUACUCGACUCUUUUUGUUCUCUUCUUGACAUGUCUUCACUAUUCCUAUUACGUUCUUUCGAGCCUUUUCCUUGGGUUACUCUGGCACCUGCUUUCAUUCCUCGUUCACGACGCCGGUCAUCUAAGCAUAACACAUGGGUUCCACACGGACAGCUGUAUUGGGAUUUUUGUUGCAGAUUUUAUUGGUGGUCUUUCAGUUGGUUGGUGGAAACGGAAUCACAACGUGCAUCAUAUAGCAACCAACUCGCCCGAGCAUGAUCCGGAUAUCCAGCAUAUGCCAUUUUUUGCCAUUUCUUCUCGAUUCUUUGGCUCCCUACGCUCGACCUACUAUGACCGCGAUAUGCCUUUCGACGCGGCAUCACGAUGGUUUAUCAAGCACCAACAUUAUCUCUACUAUCCCAUACUUCUAAUGGGUCGUUUCAACCUAUACCGCCUAGCAUGGUCAUACCUACUAGAUCCGAAGCAAUCGCCUCGCAAAGGCUCAGCAUGGUGGCAUCGCUACCUUGAAAUGACCGGCCAGGUGUUUUUUUGGUACUGGUACGGCUACCGAACGCUUUACCUCUCGAUACCCACGUGGUCGUCCCGCAUCGCGUUCCUGUUCAUCUCUCAUAUGGUCACCGCUCCGUUACACGUCCAACUCACGCUUAGUCACUUUGCCAUGUCGAGCGCCGAUGGGGGCGUCCACGAGUCUUUUGCUCAGAAGAUGGUGCGGACAACGAUGGACGUUGAUUGCCCGCCUUGGUUGGACUUUAUACAUGGCGGUCUCAAUUUCCAAGUCGUGCACCAUUUAUUCCCUCGUCUCCCAAGACAUAACCUACGCCGUGCGCAGAAGUAUGUCAAGGAGUUCUGUGAUGACGUUGGAAUACCCUACGUAAUAUUCACUUUUACACGCGGGAACAAGGAAGUCAUUAGCAGACUGGGUGAGGUUGCUGAGCAAUUGAGGGUGAUGGAGGAAUGCAGAAAAGUUGCUGCGAAGGAUUUGAUUGACGGUCACCACAGUCAUUGA